Esox lucius (northern pike) is the source of this 3558-nucleotide messenger RNA. Its product is annotated as SWI/SNF complex subunit SWI3D. The record is from RefSeq and is a predicted model, not a curated record. The transcript is spliced from 2 exons. Gene Ontology annotation, biological process: attachment of mitotic spindle microtubules to kinetochore. Bases 144 to 2591 code for a protein of 815 amino acids. NCBI's taxonomy places the organism in Eukaryota, Metazoa, Chordata, Actinopteri, Esociformes, Esocidae.
UAGAUGUGUUACUUUACGGGCGGGAGCACUAAGUAGAUAAGCAUGGUGCUGACGGGCGCUGAUUGGCUACUAUAGAGGAAAUGCGGAAGUGGCUUUAAGUUGGAUGUCUUGCUUUCCCUUUAACUGUCUACACAACUCGCAGAAUGCCGUCAAGGUACAACACCUGCAAGUGCAUAGUCCCAGGCUGCAAACCAUCGAAAUCAGUCAGUUUCCAUUAUUUUCCAAAAGACUACGUCGUAUUCAGAAAAUGGGUGGAAUUUGCCUCCUUAAACGAAAAUGACGUCCUGAACAGCACUCGGAUGUGCGAGUCUCAUUUCAGCAAGGAAUGCUUUCGACCACGUACUAAAAAAAAUAGAUUGUGGGUUGGAGCGGUUCCCACGAUUUAUCCCGGAGAAAGCUCAAGCAGAACCAAGGUGUCACCUGAUGUUUGCCGAACGGACGACAAUAAUCAACACAGCCCAAACCAAGAAGUACCAGACCCGUGCAUGAAUUCUACUUUCGUUACGGAGGACAGUGAGCCGAAACAUGAUGCAGAAACAAUGGAUGUUAUCGGGUCAAAAGAAGCAGAAGUGAAGGAGGUCAAGGAGUCAACAGAAGCAUUGAGGGACAUCAAGGAGUCGAAAGAAGCAGUGAGGGACGUCAAGGAUUCAACAAAAGCAGUGAGGGACGUCAAGGAUUCAACAAAAGCAGUGAGGGACGUCAAGGAUUCAACAAAAGCAGUGAGGGACGUCAAGGAUUCAACAAAAGCAGUGAGGGACGCCAAGGAGUCAACAAAAGCAGUGAGGGACGCCAAGGAGUCAACAAAAGCAGUGAGGGACGCCAAGGAGUCAACAAAAGCAGUGAGGGACGCCAAGGAGUCAACAAAAGCAGUGAGGGACGCCAAGGAGUCAAAAGAAGCAGUGAGGGAUGCCAAGGAGUCAAAAGAGGCAGUGAGGGACGCCAAGGAGUCAAAAGAGGCAGUGAGGGACGCCAAGGAGUCAAAAGAGGCAGUGAGGGACACCAAGGAGUCAAAAGAGGCAGUGAGGAACAUUAAGGAGUCAAAAGUGGCAGUGAGGAACAUCAAGGAGUCAAAAGAGGCAGUGAGGGACGCCAAGGAGUCAAAAGAGGCAGUGAGGGACGUCAAGGAGUCAAAAAAGGCAGUGAGGGACGCCAAGGAGUCAAAAGAGGCAGUGAGGGACGUCAAGGAGUCAAAAAAGGCAGUGAGGGACGUCAAGGAGUCUAAAAAGCCAGUGAGGGACGCCAAGGAGUCAAAAAAGGCAGUGAGGGACGCCAAGGAGUCAAAAGAGGCAGUGAGGAACAUCAAGGAGUCAAAAGAGGCAGUUAGGGACGCCAAGGAGUCAGACGAAGCAUUGAGGGACAUCCGGGAGUCAAACAAAGCAGUGGGGAAUCUCCAGGAGUCAAAGGAAGCAGUAAGGGAUGUCCUUGAGUCAAAGGAUGUUUCAAGGUCCAUCGUGCGGGAUGGAAGGAAUUUAGAGUCAAAGGAAUUUGAAUCAAAAGAGGCCAAUGUAAACAUGAAUGAGCCCCAGGGGACUGUUAGGGGGGUUAAAGAGCCAGUGGAGGUAAAGGGAGCCGCAACAGAACUUAAGAGGCAGACUUCGUCUUCUGGUGGCCGGGGGCGGGAUAGAGACCGAUCAGAGUCCGACAGCCUUCUCCAGCACCUCCAGUGCUCCUACUGCAUGUUGCAGUGUAAGAGUCACUGCAGCUAUUUCAUCCACAUGGCUAAGUUCCACCCCAGCCGUCUGGAUGACACUCCUGUAGGCCGCCUGGGGAACGCCAUCUUCUAUCAGCGCACAGCACGACUGUUCCACUGCAAUGUGUGUUUCCACACAGUCCGUGAGUUCCCUCGCCUCUACGACCACCUGCUCACCAGACACUGCCUGUCUGACAAGGGUCAGGGAGGGGGAGGAGAAGAGGGGGAGGAGGGAUGUGAGGAGGGAGAUGGAGAUGGUGACGGAGAGAGAUGCAGCAUCAGGGACGGUGGGCCGCUAAAAAACUGCCGUCUUCUUCCCAGGGAGUCCAUGGCAGUAGAUGAGGAAAAUGGUGGACCGAAGAAAGAGAAGGAAGAAUGCAUUAAAGGAGAAGAGGAGAUGGAAGUAGGUGAGGACCAUGAUGAGUCCUCCCAGCUGGCCAGCCGGCCCCUGAAACGCAAGAGAGGCUCAACAGCGAGCAGCGAGAAAGAUGAGCAGGACGAAGAGGAGGAGGAACUUCAAACCGCCAACAGCAACAAGAAGAGUGACAAACACAAGAAGGAAGAGGAGGCCUUCCUGUCCAAAUAUAUACAGCGGCAGGGGGGGCGCUUCAACUGCCGUCUGUGCGGCUGGCGCACCAAGAUGAAGGGACGCGCCAUCUACCACGUGAGCUACAAACACGAUGUGCCCAAACCCUACUCUUGCAAGGAGUGCAGCAAAGUUUUCAUCUUGGAAUCUUCAAUGCUCAACCACAUUUACCACAACCACCGACAGGGCAUGUAUCACUGCCUCUUCUGUCCUUUCAGUUCUGACGUGGUUUGGGGCAUAAAACGUCAUGGCAAUCGCUGCAACGCACGGAGUGAGGAGGGAGAGGAGGAGGAAGUCAGUGAUGGGGACGAGUGAUUUGGUUAACGAUUUGUAAUGGGUAACCAGAACGAGUUCUUUGAUAGCCAGGCUUAGAUUUGAGGAUUUCUACAAUCUACAGUCAGCUAUGUUUCACUAAUAGAGGUGUGGAUUCUUAGUGUGUGUAAUUUCAGUACGGUCUUGUACUGUCCUUCCUAUUUCAUGAUGUACAUACAGUAGAAAUAGGAUGUAAUCUCCCCCUUUCAAAAUGUUUACCUUUUGUUGCCUUACAACCUGAAACAAAAACGCCUGAAAUCAGACUUUUUCCAGUAACCCACAAUAUCCAAGUGAAAAUAUAUUAUAAAAAAACUCAGAACAUGAAUUAAAAUGUUAACAGUAUAAUACCCUAUUUGGAUAAGUGAACACCCCUGAGUUAAUACUUAAGGGGCGGGGGGGGGGGUACACCUUACUUGAUUAAUAGGCUUGUGUUUCUUUGAAUACGUUUCUACUAAAUUUCCACACCCAUACUGCAAUAUUUGUCCAUUCUUCCUUGCAGAAUUGUUCAAGUUCAGUCAAAUGUUAUGGAGCUCAGUCACAGAUGGAAGCCGAUUAGCUUGAUGUGUGAUCUGGAAGGUGGUUGAUUUUACCUCAGCAAGUUUGCAAUUGCCAUUUUAAGGGUGGGGGGCACUUUUCACUUAUCCAAAUAUAGCCUUUUACUGUUUUCAUUUUAAUUACUUUUCAGAGUUUUUUUAUUUCUUAUUUUUAUUUUUGGAUAUUGUGGGUUGCUAUGUGUAAAUGAAAAGUUGAACAUUUUGAAAAGGUGUGUUUACAUUCUACAAUAUACCCACUUUUUUUUUUUUUCUGAUAUUCUUCUGUGGAGCAGUUGGUACAAAAGUUAUGUUAUUUAUGUUGUAGACUCGAAAUAUCUUUAUGUACCUGCAUAUUGUUGAAUAAUGAAACUAACAACUGAAACAUAACUAUGUGAAGCACGUGUUAUCUCUUGGAAAUAAAACAAUCUCAACUUUUA